Molecule: messenger RNA, 1163 nt
Organism: Hyalella azteca
Lineage: Eukaryota; Metazoa; Arthropoda; Malacostraca; Amphipoda; Hyalellidae
Product: trans-1,2-dihydrobenzene-1,2-diol dehydrogenase
Exons: 9
Coding region: 99-1091 (330 amino acids)
Molecular function (GO): nucleotide binding
Source: RefSeq, a predicted model, not a curated record
AGCCAACGAUCAGUGAUUAUCAGUCGGGCAAGAACCAUCGUGUGGUAGAGAACUGCUCGGCGUGAGGCUGUGUAAACGAUACAUACAUAAUAAGCACAAUGGCACCGACCCGAUGGGGGAUCGCUGGCUGCGGUAAAAUAUCUUCCGACUUCGUUAACGCCGUCCAGCACCUGAAUGACCCUGACUUGGUUGUCGUGGCGGUUGCCGCUCGCUCCGUUGACUCCGCGCAGAAGUUUGCUGAGAAGUUCAAUGUGAAGAAAUUUUACGGCAGCUACCAGGCUCUCGCCGAAGAUCCGGAAGUUGAUGUCGUGUACAUCGGGGUUAUCAACACGACUCACCUGAGCGUGGGGCAGGCCAUACUAGCGGGGGGCAAGAACGUGCUCAUGGAGAAACCUCUUGCCGUCAACUUGCAGCAGACGCAGCAACUCAUCGCUGAGGCUAAAGCCUGCAACGUCUUCUUCAUGGAGGCUUUGUGGUCGCGCUUCAUCCCGACUUACACUGAAGUCAGAGCCAGGCUACAGCGCCAGGAGAUCGGACAAGUCAUGCACGCCUUCGUUUCCUUCGGAGUGCCGAUAGCCGACGUUCCGAGGCUCAAAGAAAAAGAACUCGGCGGAGGGUGUGUGAUAGACAUCGGGGUGUACGCCAUCAACUUCCUCCUGUGGGUCUUCGAUGAAGAAAAACCCAUCGAAAUAAAAACAAUGGGAACCUUGAACGAUCAGGGUCUGGAGAUGGAAGUGACCGCCAUCUUGAAGUUUUCUAACAACAGAUUCGGAACUAUUGUGCUAUCGACGUCAGCGCUGCUGCCCAACGAAGCCCACGUUUCUGGCACCAAAGGCACCAUCACGCUGAGGUCGCCCUUCUGGGCACCUCCACACCUCACGUCGCCGUCCGGCAACUUCGACUGCCCCCUCGAUCCUUCAGAGCGUAAAUACGAGUUCGGCAACAGCCAGUUCCUCAAGUAUGAAGCCCAACACAUCGCUUCUUGCCUCGAGAAAGGAGUUAAGGAGAGCCCCGUGAUGCCUCACAGCAGCAGCUUGCUUCUUGCAGAAGUGAUGCAGGAUAUCAGACAACAACUUGGUUCUUGGUUCUAGUGGCAUUCAAUGAGUAUCAACACCGAGACUUUACAAUUUUUUUAUCUACUGUAAAUAAAUUCUUAACAAGUU